AUGUCCGCCCACACCGAGAAUUUACAAUUUUCCCGGGAAGAUGUCGAGUUCGAAAUUCCCCAGGAUCUCCCAGAGAAGCUGGGAGAAGAACUCCGGAGACUCGAACAGUUGUUCACCGUCGAUACGGCCAUGCUGAAGAAGAUCACGGAGAGGUUUGGUGAAGAGCUCGAUGAAGGUGAGUCCGGCGUCUCAUUUCCCGACCGUGGUUGA
Fonsecaea multimorphosa CBS 102226 is the source of this 210-nucleotide messenger RNA. RefSeq lists its product as uncharacterized. The transcript has 2 exons. Lineage: Eukaryota; Fungi; Ascomycota; Eurotiomycetes; Chaetothyriales; Herpotrichiellaceae. Bases 1 to 210 code for a protein of 69 amino acids. The record is from RefSeq and is a predicted model, not a curated record.